AUGGAUUCAAAGACUGACAGCGAACAGCAGCCUGUGCCGUUUCGCACGUCGCUUCUGAAAACCACGAGCUCCGAUGGUGUUGUAGAACCGGCGGUGCCUUUACUACCAGCGACAUAUCGAAAAGAUUACAGAAUAGAGCCUGUCCAAGCCGAUAUUCACGCAUUUCUCAACGUCGAACUCAACGUCCAAAGAUUGAACCAAGUACACGAAUGGCUUUGGCUUGCUGGACUCCCAUCGGCACCCAGGCCACUGCAUUACCAAAUCGUCAAGAAAAGAGAGAUUGUAGUGACGGAACAGCUGGACUUGCAUUUCGUCUGGUCCUCAUCGAAGUCUUCGUCCAUUUUGAUCAAGCCGCUAUCUCGCUUCCUCUUCUGCCCCGUUUUCUGGCAGACUGAGAUUUGCCCGCAUCAACAUCUGUACGAGACGGCGCUAGGAUUCCUGUUGUCGUAUGUUGCGCUUAUCGAACGAGAGGUCGACUACAACUUGGCCAUCAACAACGGUCUGUUUCCCAAGGAGAUUACCUGGUCUGGAUGGUUGGCGCUCGCGAACGAAAUCUCGAGCUCCCUGCCUCAGGCCCCCCAACUCGACGAGGCUGUGCUGUCACGCAUGGAAGCUAGUAGGGGCUGCAAGCGCGUCAAUAAACGCUUCAACUAUGGCGAGUUGCGCCUUGGGCGCCUAAACUGGAUAUAUCGCUUGACCAUACUUAGGCGAGUUUCCCUCAUUACGUGGUUUGCGUACACGACAAUCGUCCUCUCGGCCAUGCAGGUCGGGCUCUCGACAAAGCCCCUUGAGGAUGACUACGCUUUCAGCAUGGCAUCGUAUGUCUUCUCCAUCUUCUCCAUCUUGGCGCCGCUCGCGUGCAUCGUCACCAUCACGGUAGUCAUGAGCUUCCUGGUCAUCGUCAACCUGGCGCGCACGCUGAAGAUUCGCGGACAAAAACGGCGUGAGGGGGUCAAAGUAUGA
Messenger RNA from Exserohilum turcica Et28A, 963 nucleotides. RefSeq lists its product as uncharacterized. NCBI's taxonomy places the organism in Eukaryota, Fungi, Ascomycota, Dothideomycetes, Pleosporales, Pleosporaceae. The record is from RefSeq and is a predicted model, not a curated record. Bases 1 to 963 code for a protein of 320 amino acids. The transcript is spliced from 2 exons.